GGACGACCGCCCUGCUCUGCCGGUGAGACGGGAAAAGGCCACGGACCUGCGAAAGAGUGUGCAGCUGCAGCGCCCAGCUCCACCAGACGUGCCGGUGCGGAGAUCCUUUGACCAGGGGCGGCCGCUUUCGCUGGCCUUUGACGAUGGCGCGAGGACCAUGGCCCCACCGCGGCGGACGCAAACGACCGACGCCACCACCCCAACAAUCAUCUCGCAAAGCCUCGCAGGCCUACACAUACGACUCGGACGACGACGAAAGCUCCCCUGAGAAGCAGCAGGCGGCAGCCCUGACCGAUUACCCAGACUCAUCGCAGGCGAAUCGGAGACCCCCGCUGUUUCCAGACUCCAUCGGAGGGAUCCCCACAGGAUACGACACGAAGCUGUUUGCCGUCUGCGGCGACUACGUGUGCACGACGGGCUACAUGACAAACGUGUGGAACGUCCUCAACGGACGCCUGCUCAUGACCAUGACGCACGGCGACACUGUCAAGGCUACAGCGCUAGCUUUCAGGCCAGCCAAAGACGUCGAACACGAGGGCAAGCGCUUGUGGCUGGGCAUGAACACGGGCGAGAUGCACGAAAUCGACAUACCCACGCAAAGUGUGGUGUUUACUAAGAAUGCGCACCCACGGGCCGUGAUUGCCAAGAUCUUUAGGUAUGCGGGAGAGAUGUGGUCGUUGGACGAGACGGGCAAGAUUCACAUCUGGCCCGCGGACGAGUCUGGCUCGCCUUCGCUGCACCAGGCACCGCUCACGUUCCAGAUCCGUGGAGGGCACACGUUCUCCAUUGUGUCUGGAUCGCAGCUGUGGGUCGCGUACGCCAAGGAGCUGCGAGUGUAUAAGCGCACAGGGGAUCACAAUUACUUCCAGCAGCUCACCGACAGCCCGCUGUCGCAGCUCAAUGUGCAAGACGUGACCUCGGGAGCCAUUGUCAGCAGUCAGCCGGACCGCAUCUACUUUGGCCACAUUGACGGCAAAGUCACCAUAUACGCAAAGAAAGGCUUCGAAUGCCUGGGCAUCGUCAACGUCAGCGUCUACAAGAUUAGCUCUCUUGUCGGAGCUGGCGAUUACCUGUGGGCGGGGUACAGCACGGGUAUGAUCUAUGUGUACGACCCGGCAUGCACGCCCUGGAAGGUCUUGAAGGACUGGAAGGCCCACGAAAAGCCUAUUGCGGGAAUCAUUGCAGAUCGAACGAGCAUCUGGAAGCAGGACAGGUUUCAGGUCGCAUCCCUGGGCACAGACACAAUGCUGCGCAUCUGGGACGGCAUGUUGAAGACGGACUGUCUUGAAGCCCUGAUGCAACAGCGCGACUCCGAGUACUGCGAGUUUCGAGAAUUGUCUGCGCGAGUCAUGACCUGGAAUGCCGGCGCCGUGAAGCCGACCACGUUGCGGCAGUCGGGCGAUCGCGACUUCCUGCGCGACAUUGUCGAGCCGGAGAACCCACCAGACAUUCUGGUGUUUGGCUUCCAGGAGCUCGUCGACCUGGAGAACAAGAAGAUCACCGCCAAAAGCUUCUUCAAGAAGAAGAAGCAAAAGGAGAGCUCCGAGCACGAGCACAUGUCGCACCAGUACCGAGCCUGGAAAGACCACCUGAUACGAGUCUUGGACGAGCAUGCGCCGAGAGAGAACUACAUUUUGCUGCACACGGCCAACCUGGUUGGCCUUUUCACCUGUGUCUUUGUCAAGUCGUCGGAGCGGAAUAACAUUCGGGAUGUGAGCGCUGCUGAGAUCAAGCUGGGCUUCAGUGGUCGCGUGGGGAACAAGGGCGCGUUGGUCGUUCGCUUCCUACUUGACGAUUCUUCUCUGUGCCUGAUCAACUGCCAUCUUGCAGCAGGCCAGACGCAGACCACGCACCGGAACAACGAUGCAGCCUCGAUCAUGGAAGCGGCGCCGCUGCCGAAGAACCGGUCUCCGUCGGAUUGUGCAAACUUCUUCGUGGGCGGUGGAGAUGGCUCGAUGAUCCUAGACCACGAGAUCUGCAUCCUGAACGGCGACUUGAACUAUCGCAUCGACGCCAUGCCACGAAACACAGUCAUCGACUGCGUACGGCAAGGUAACCUGGCCAAGUUGCUGGAGCGCGAUCAGCUCCUCCUCUCCCGCAAGCGCAACCCCGGCUUCCGCCUGCGCGCGUUCAACGAAAUGCCCAUUGAGUUUGCGCCCACAUACAAGUACGACGUCGGCACGGACAACUACGACACCUCGGAGAAGAAGCGCUCGCCCGCCUGGUGCGACCGCCUGCUGUACCGCGGCUUGGGUAGGAUCAAGCAGCUCGACUACAGGCGGCACGACGGCGUGAGGGUAUCAGACCACCGACCAGUCAGCGGUCGCUUCAAGUUCCGCGUCAAGACGAUCAACUCGAAGAAGCAAGACGCCGCGCGUGACAAGUCCGAGGUUGAGUUCGAGGCUGUGAGGAGACGCAUAGCCAACGAUAUCAAGCGGGACUAUCUGAUUAAUGUAUUCGGGCUGUCAGCCAAGGAGGCUCAGCAAGCGCUCAAGAGCGCGUGAGAGACCUUGGGAUGCUGUGUGACCCACGGGAAACGAAUCCUGGUCAAGCGAGCGUGAAAAGCAUUGCAUUGCAGGGCGAAUUGGGAUUUGGCGCCAUGGAGACGCGUGCCAGACGUG
This is a messenger RNA of Didymella exigua CBS 183.55, 2621 nucleotides long. RefSeq names its product DNase I-like protein. Lineage: Eukaryota; Fungi; Ascomycota; Dothideomycetes; Pleosporales; Didymellaceae. The record is from RefSeq and is a predicted model, not a curated record. The transcript has 4 exons. Gene Ontology annotation, biological process: phosphatidylinositol dephosphorylation. The coding region runs from base 144 to 2504 and encodes 786 amino acids. Gene Ontology annotation, molecular function: protein binding; phosphatidylinositol-4,5-bisphosphate 5-phosphatase activity.